This is a messenger RNA of Lampris incognitus (smalleye Pacific opah), 2536 nucleotides long. It is a transcript of the gene tubb6, whose product is annotated as tubulin, beta 6 class V. Gene Ontology annotation, cellular component: microtubule; cytoplasm. The record is from RefSeq and is a predicted model, not a curated record. Gene Ontology annotation, biological process: microtubule cytoskeleton organization; mitotic cell cycle. The transcript has 6 exons. Lineage: Eukaryota; Metazoa; Chordata; Actinopteri; Lampriformes; Lampridae. Gene Ontology annotation, molecular function: GTP binding; GTPase activity; structural constituent of cytoskeleton. Bases 142 to 1482 code for a protein of 446 amino acids.
GAGAAGGAGAGGAACUUGGGAGCGCGUGCCUGCAGUCUAUCAGAUCCGCACCGGGACGCCCAAAAAAAAAAAGAAAGAAAUAAAACAGAAAAAAGCCGGAAACGUUGGACUUUUAAUUUUUCCUUCGGAAGAGAAAAGAAAAUGAGGGAGAUCGUUCACAUCCAGGCGGGACAGUGCGGGAACCAGAUCGGGACGAAGUUCUGGGAGGUGAUCAGCGACGAACACGGCAUCGACCCGGCAGGGAACUACGUGGGCGACUCGGCUCUGCAGCUGGACCGCGUCAACGUCUAUUACAAUGAAGCAUCAUCACAUAAAUAUGUCCCCCGGGCCGUGCUGGUGGACCUGGAACCAGGAACCAUGGACAGUGUUCGCUCAGGAGCCUUUGGACAACUCUUCAGACCGGACAACUUCAUUUUUGGACAGACAGGUGCCGGGAACAACUGGGCCAAAGGUCAUUACACAGAGGGGGCGGAGCUGGUGGACUCGGUGCUGGACGUGGUGAGGAAGGAGUGUGAGCACUGCGACUGUCUGCAGGGUUUCCAGCUGACCCACUCUCUGGGUGGAGGAACUGGCUCUGGUAUGGGGACUCUCCUCAUCAGUAAGAUCCGAGAGGAAUACCCAGACCGCAUCAUGAAUACAUUCAGCGUCAUGCCAUCACCCAAGGUAUCGGACACAGUGGUGGAGCCCUAUAACGCCACUCUGUCUGUCCAUCAGCUGGUGGAGAACACAGACGAGACGUACUGCAUUGAUAACGAGGCCCUGUACGACAUCUGCUUCCGCACACUCAAGCUGACCACGCCCACCUAUGGCGACCUCAACCACCUGGUGUCCGCUACCAUGAGCGGGGUCACCACUUCCCUCCGCUUCCCCGGCCAGCUGAAUGCUGACCUGAGGAAGCUGGCAGUCAACAUGGUUCCGUUUCCCAGGCUGCACUUCUUCAUGCCGGGCUUCGCCCCCCUGACAGCACGAGGCAGCCAGCAGUACCGGGCCCUGACGGUGCCGGAGCUCACCCAGCAGAUGUUUGACGCCAGAAACAUGAUGGCGGCUUGCGACCCUCGUCAUGGGCGCUACUUGACGGUGGCCACGGUGUUCCGGGGGCCAAUGUCCAUGAAGGAGGUGGAUGAGCAGAUGUUGAACGUCCAGAACAAGAACAGCAGCUACUUCGUGGAGUGGAUCCCCAACAAUGUGAAGGUGGCCGUCUGCGACAUCGCGCCGAGGGGGCUCAAGAUGGCCGCCACCUUCAUCGGGAACAGCACGGCCAUCCAGGAGCUAUUCAAGCGCAUCUCGGAGCAGUUCUCUGCCAUGUUCCGACGUAAGGCCUUCCUCCACUGGUUCACGGGGGAGGGCAUGGAUGAGAUGGAGUUCACCGAGGCAGAGAGCAACAUGAACGACUUGGUGUCGGAGUACCAGCAAUACCAGGAAGCCACCGCCAACGACGGGGAGGAGAACUUCGAGGACGAGGAGGAGGAGAUCAUCGAGUAAGGGAGCAGAUGGUAAACCGCUGACAGAUCACUGGUUACUAGCAAACUAGCUAAAAUGCAGACAGGAUGGUUAACAGAACCAGAACCAGUCAUCACGUUAGUUAAAACGGAUUCACUCAAACUAGUACACAUAUACAAAUAUUUCUUUUGCUAAUGGCUAACUGCUAGCUGGUCACCCCAAUAUUUCACACAUGCAAUCAUGCUGUAGGUGCUGUAUUUUCAAACAGGUGGAGCUCUCUUAGAAAAAUAGUUCCAUUGUAAAACUGCACUGAUCAAGAUGGGACGCGUCCAAACGAGUGUGAAUCCAGAGUGGUAAAUACGCACGGUUUGAUCAGAUUGUAUUAAGAGCCCCUUCCACCAACCUACAGGCAGUACUACUUUUCUCUCUUCUGACUUCCAAGUGGUGAAAUGUGGAACUGUUUCCACCGUGACGCUGCUUUAGCCUGACACCCAGCACUGUGAAAUAUCAGCUAGCUUAGAACCACACGAUGCUUUGCUAGGGCCCGGAACCAGGUCUGGCUAACACUGAGGCUUUCAGAUACAUCCGGACUCUGGACUGACGGCUCUGGCCAGCACAACAUUCACAUUUUACAGCUUUCCAUGAACAAACGUAGAAAAGUGGCAAUGUUUGGAAGUCAUGCGAUUUCUAGGUUUACGAAAUUAAAAAAUCAGUAUGAAGUUGUCACAGGGUUUUGAUACAGGGUUUAUAAAAAGGUACAAAAGCUGACGGAGAAUCUAGAAUAUCAAGGUAUUAUUACAGACCACAGUCACGGUAAACGUGGUGCAGUUUUAAAGGUGAUUUACCAGCUAGUGGCCACUAAUAGUUAUCGCUUAAAUAAAGCCGUUGUUACCGAUAAUGGCAGAGUGUCGCUCGUUACAGGACAUUUGGAAGUCCAGCUCUGCCAGUGAUCACCCGUCGGUGGGAAAACACACCGGUCCUUUGAGUCGACCUCGCUGCUUGUUUCAGAAGUGAUCCAAACCGUGUUUGAGUGUCCUGUUCCGAAUGUGUAUUUUUCAUGUGUGAAGGUCCUGAGUUAGCUAAAGAGUGGUUGAAA